Tetranychus urticae (two-spotted spider mite) is the source of this 1818-nucleotide messenger RNA. Lineage: Eukaryota; Metazoa; Arthropoda; Arachnida; Trombidiformes; Tetranychidae. The record is from RefSeq and is a predicted model, not a curated record.
AUGAGUGACCCUAAAGAGGUGACUGGUCAUAAGACCAAAGAAAGUGAAAGAAACCCUCAUUCCGAGGAACAGGAUGGAAUGGCUAACCGAAGUCAGAGAGUUCCAAGAAACUCAGGUGGUGAUUCAACCCCAUCUUCAUCAUCAAAACGUCCACAAAAAGACAGUCCAGCCAAAGAUACAAGAAAGACACCGAUUACAACAUCUCCUGCCUCACCAUCUAUGGACAGAAGCCCAACGCCACCAGUCAUGUCUGACUUGACCAACCCGGAAGGAGACGCUGAUAAUGACUUGAACCGAAGUGACCUGACGUUCAAUGACGCAUUACCGUCAGCAGUUACACCCGAAGUGGCAGCCAUGGUCACUGAAAAUUUGCGAAGUGAAAUGAGCGAGGUGUAUAAGAUACUUCAUCUCCUCCUUGAAAACUCACAUGAAAGAAGAAGCAAGCUCAUCGACAUUCCGGACUGGCAAAAUUUGGGAGAAGAAGAAAGAGCGGAGAAGGUAUCUGAAUUUUGCUCUCCAGAGGUUGGCGCCACAAUCAAAGGAUGGGUAAAAGCGAACGAGGCCUCUAAAGAAUUGGCCCAAGAAAAAGAAAAUGCUGUGGAGAUCUUAUGUGAUAGCAUAAGGGAGAAGCAGAAAGAGAAGGAAGAAAUGGAGAAAGAAAUGGACGCCAAAUUGACAGAAAUACGCAACUCAUUGAGAGCAAAGGCUGGCUUGUUGGAAGCCCAUAAGGCUAGACUGGCAAGAAUUCAGGAUGAAAGAGAUAAGGCGGAAGCUGAAUUAUCCGAGAGGGUGAAGGAAAUAGCUAAACUACGGGAACAGCAAUUAUCAGCAUCUCAAAAAGAUGCCAGUAAGAAAAGACAAUCUGAACCAAACAAGGAUUCAUACAUUGACCUUCAAUCGUCCCGCAGGGCCAGCAUCCAAGCUAAAAUGGAUAAACUAAAGGCACGAAUGGAUGCUGAAGAUGAUGCACUCCUUAGAGACCCAUUUGGUGACGAGACUCCAGUCAAGUCAAGAGACUCACGUCAGUCAACGUCAAGAGAAUCACGUCCAUCAAUGUCAAGAGAGCCACGUCCGUCGACGUCAAGAGAACUGCAACAUCCAUCAACGUCACGUCAAUCAAGUCAAUCCAAAAGAAGAAGGGAACCUAGCGUCACGUCAGGCGAUUUGGUUAUAGACUUCGACCGAGAUGCCGAACAGAAUCAGACCACGGAAGAAGCUGGUAUCUGUGAUACACCGAAAGCCAGCAAGAAAAAGAAGAGUGAAGAAAGCUCAAAGACCAAAGAGAAGGCAGAAUCCAGUAAGAAAUCCAAAUCGGGAAAAGAAGGUUCCUCCAAAAAAGACAAGAAAAAGGCAAAAGGGAAGCGAAAGGAAAAGAGGAGUGCAAGCUCCAAGAAGAAGAAGGAGGCUCUCAAGUUAAAAAGCUUGAUGUACGACAGUGCCGAGAUCACCUGCCGUGAGUGUCCAAUAGACAGAUGCCCAUUCAUCGAGAGAUCGGAGUCUAACAAUAUGGGAAGACACUACCGCACUUACCAUCCCUUCUCAUAUGGUAAAAACCUAUUUGCAAGAACUGUUUAUAUAACAGAGCCAACCUUGGAGACAAGACAGCAGCAAUGGAAGGAAUAUGCAAGGGAACAUCCACCACUGGACAGAGCUACUCGACAAAGAAUCAUUGAAAAGAUUCAGUUGCAAGAUCGUAAACAGAACAAGAUUGUGGAGAUCUCGGAUAAUGAUUUUGAUGACGAUUCGGACUCUGAGGAAUCAGAGGAUGAAUCGGAUUCUUCAGACUCAGAAAUCUCUACAUCAUCUGAGGAAGAUUAA